GAAGUACCGGGCUGGUCUGCAGGGGAGAUACCAAUGAUCUCCAUCAGCUUCUUUUCUCACAUAUUAGAACAAUUGAAUGUCAUGGAGUACCUGGGGACAUACCUUAAUCACGGGGUCACCAAGUUCUCUUCUCAUUGUAAUUUAUUACAGGAAUUCUAAGCUAAAAACAGAUUGUUCUGAUGAUUUCUGGGACAAUGCAAGGCAAACUUGGGCAUACCUUUAUGAUUUGUAUGCAAGAAUGUGGCAUGGUUAUGAACUUCAUGGUUUGGAAAACAUACCAGAAGGACCAGGUGUUGUUAUUUUUUACCAUGGCGCUAUUCCUGUGGAUUACAUCUUCUUUGUAGCUAGGUACUUUAUCUUGACACACCGGAUGUGCGUCUCCGUAGUUGACCAUGUGCUCCACAAACUACCAGGCUUUAAACUACUUUUAGAAUUUCUUAAGGUACUUCAUGGUACAAGGGAAGAAUGUAUGAAUGCACUGAAAAAUGGUGAACUGGUGGGUAUUGCACCAGGUGGUGCUCGAGAAGCCUUCUUUAGUGACAAAACUUACAAACUUGUAUGGGAUCAUCGUAAAGGCUUUGCUCACCUGGCUAUAGAUGCAAAAGUGCCUGUCAUUCCAAUGUUUACUGAAAAUAUUCGGGAGGCAUAUAGGGCACCUAAAGAAAGGAAAUUAAGUAGGUGGCUAUAUGACACUUAUCGAUUGCCAGUCGCCUUACUAUUUGGAGGGCUUCCAGUCAAAUUUCGCACGUACAUUGGAGAACCCAUUCCAUAUAAUCCAAACAUGACUGUUGAGGAACUAGCUGAAAAGGUUGGCAGUCAGACGCGUCCUGUGGUUUGUCUCCUCGGAGCUCCGCUCUCUCCAGCGCUGUCAGAAGUCUUCAGGCCACCCAGAGCCCUUUUUUGGAAAUAGUGGUCUAUAAUGAAUAAAUGAACUAAACAAGAAAUGAAAGAACUUGACUGCAUGGACAAGUUUAUGGACUACCUCAAUAGCCAUUUGUGGCAAGAUCUGGCAGGAGUAACAGCGGCUUAUUGGUAAUGUUCGCUACUAUGCAGUCAAAUGACUGCUUAGAAGCCAUGUAGAACAAAUGCACUAAUGUAUUGCUACUAACAAACCUUGACUGUAUUCUAGUCCUGAUGACAGGCCUUAAAACAAUUUCCACAGAAAGAUCAGACCAUAUACGUAAAAUCUAGGGUGACCAUUUGUUCCUGUUUUGGUGGGACAUUCCUGGAUUUUGGAGGCUGGUCCUGGCUGGCUAGUGAGAAUUAAAAUCAGUGUCCUGGAAAUGCAAGAGUGUUUUAUAUAGCCUAGUGAGGAAUCAUGGUGGUGCAGAGUGGCUCAGCGCAGCCCUGUGCACCAAACAGGUGCAGAGCAGGCCUGAACAGCCCUGUGCACCAAACAGGCAUAGAGGCGGCCCCCAUGCUGCACCUCCCUUCACCCACUUCUGCCUGCAGCAGCACCACUGGCAUGUUGUGUGGGGAAGGAAAGGGGAGUGCCUGUAUUUCUCAUUCUCCAGCAACUGAUCCUAGUGUCUUCUAAGUUUCCCUGAGUUGCAUGUUUGGCGAUGAUAACAGAAUUCAUACACACCAAGUUGUCAAGACCGGAUCCAUCAUCCAAGAUAUGAUAUUAAAUGGUUCCAUGUUUGUCUAGACUGCACUCUGUAAUCAUUCAGACAAGUCAGUGUUGUCAGAGCUUUCUCAUCUUAUAUAUGUUAAGAUACUCAAAUUCUUCUGUUCCAAAGACCCCUGUAGCAGGAGUUGGUGUCAAGCCCCUGCUAUAGAAGUGAGAAGUCAGAUGUGUUGGGACUGAACUCACCUGAGUGGUCCCAGGAGAAUCAUAUGGCUGCAGGUGCACCAGGGAAGGGACAGACCUCCAAGGCCAUGAAGUCUUAUGCCAGGAUGAGCCCAUCCUGAUUGGCCCAGAGAGCUGAUAAGGAAGCUUAAGGAAGAGCUGGAAGAGAGACCAGCGUUUGGCUUUCCCUGGAAAGGGGAGGGUACAAUAUGACCCACAUGGAGUCAUGGGACCCAGAUGGCUGAAUUGAGGAGUCUCGGAGGAGCAUGACCAGGAGUCAACAAAGAUCCGACUGAUCCUGGGAAACAGAGCUAAGUGAAGUGGGUGGCUGGGUUAACAAGGGCUGAGUUAGGUGCUCAGGGGAUGAGUAGAGAUGAGAACCAUACCCUGAGACUACCAAUGAAGGCAUGGCACUAGGGAUUAUAUGAAUGGAUCCUGAUAGGGGGUUGGGAGACCAGGUGUGAAUGUAUCUGGGAGAAUUUCAAAGGAAUAACCAGGAUCAAAGAAUCAAUAAAAAGGGGAUAAAUUUAUGAAUUUCAAAUCAAUUUAUAGAAGUGAUUAAGAAGUGAGAAGUGAAUUAAUGUGUGAACUGUGAAUGAAUUUGUAGAGGUGACUGCGAAGUGCAAAGUAAAUUAAUUGAUAGAUUUUUGAAUAAAUUUGUAGAUGUAAUUGAGAAACAAGUGAAUUAAUUUAUGGACCCGUUGAAUAAAUUUAUAAGAU
Molecule: messenger RNA, 2509 nt
Organism: Alligator mississippiensis (American alligator)
Lineage: Eukaryota; Metazoa; Chordata; Crocodylia; Alligatoridae
Product: monoacylglycerol/Diacylglycerol O-acyltransferase
Exons: 8
Coding region: 77-910 (277 amino acids)
Cellular component (GO): membrane
Molecular function (GO): acyltransferase activity
Source: RefSeq, a predicted model, not a curated record